Salpingoeca rosetta is the source of this 3649-nucleotide messenger RNA. RefSeq lists its product as uncharacterized. Gene Ontology annotation, molecular function: protein binding. The coding region runs from base 118 to 3483 and encodes 1121 amino acids. The transcript is spliced from 4 exons. NCBI's taxonomy places the organism in Eukaryota, Choanoflagellata, Craspedida, Salpingoecidae. The record is from RefSeq and is a predicted model, not a curated record.
CCAACAACGAAAGAAACCACCCACUGCAUCCAACAACCACAGCAAACCACCACCAAGCAUCUCACCCUGCGCAUUCGACCGCAAGCACACGAGCCAAGUGUUGUUGGUCUUGUGAUCAUGGCGCAUGUGGCCACACCAGCGGAUGUGCCAGUGACAGCGGACCUCGUGGACACAAACAACAAGACUACACCUGAAAUCAACACGACCGGCGUGUCUGCGGAGUUCUUGGAGGUGUUUCUGCGGGACCUGCAAUCAACCCAAGGCGCUCGGUACUACGACUUGACCACAAAGGAUGUGUGCGAUCUGGUCGUGAUCCCAAGGACAAAGGCCAACAAGCAGGCCUAUGUUGAUUUGGUGAAGCAUGACAACCCACAGUACCUCGGCAAGGCCAACGCGUUUGUUUCGCACGCGUGGAAGUACAAGAUUGUCGAUGUGGUGGGCACACUGCUCGAGUUUGCCAAGGAGCACCCGAACACCUUCUUUUGGUUUGAUCUCUUCAUCAACAACCAAAACAUCGCCGCUGAUCUCCCGCAGGACUGGUGGAGCACAACAUUCAAGGACUCCAUUGCGCAGAUUGGGCGGGUGGUGUUGGUGCUGACGCCAUGGAAUGACCCCAUCCCACUCACCAGGGCGUGGUGCCUGUGGGAAAUCUUCUGCUCGCUGAGCCAAGAGAACGUGGAGCUGAGCAUCCAGUUGCCGCACGUGCAGCGUGAGGCGCUCAAGGGCGCCGUCAUGACCAACUUCAACGCCGUGAUGGACACGCUCGUGCGCGUGCAGGCGGAACGCGCCGAGGCGUGGAACCCAAAGGACAAGGAGAUGAUCUUCAAGGCCAUCGAGGAAGGCGUUGGCUUUGCCACCCUCAACGAGAAGGUCAAGGACCAGAUGCGCGUGUGGUGCCUCGAUCGCGUCCGCGAGUUUGUCAAGGAGAUGGAAGGCAGCUCGCAGCGGCUGACGAUGCCGUUUGGCACGCUCUGCUACAGCGCAGGCGUGAUUAUGACCAACUUUGGCAAGCUCGACGAGGCAAUUGAGCUCAUCACCAAAGGCAUGGAGAUUGCCAAGGCCGUCAUGGGCGAGGACAGCCCCGGCGUGAGUGAGUGCCAGGUGGCUCUGGGCAACGUGUACAUGGCCAAGGGCCAGUUUGACCGCGCAAUUGAGUACAUGACGCAAGCGCGCGACGCCCGCAUCAAGCUGUUUGGCGGGCGCAAGCACCCUGGGGUUGCGCAGGCACUCAUGGGCCUCGGCAACAUCAGCACGCAGAGCGGCAAGCCGCAGCAGGCAGCGGAGUACUACGAACAGGCGCGUGACAUUGCCAUGGCAACGCUCGGGCCCAAGAGCCCCGGUGCCGCUGAUGCAAUUAACAACGUCGGCAUUGCCGCACAGCAGCUGGCGCAGUUUGAUAAGGCUAUCAAGUGCUUCAACCAGGCGCUGGAGAUCAAGCUGGAGGCAUAUGGGGAGCACCACCCCAGCGUGGCCGACACCCUGAACAACCUUGGCGAAGCAUACCGAAACUCUGCGCAGCUUGCGGAAGCCCUCAAGUGCUACAAGCGCGCCUUGGACAUCAAGACGGGCACCCUUGGCGCCAUGCACAGCAUCACAGGCGAUACGCUGUCGAACAUGGGCAUCCUCUACACCAUGAUGCAAGAUCUACCAAAGGCCGUUGAAACGUUUGAGCGCGUGCUCGCUAUUCGUCUCCGCGCAAAUGGCGAGAACCACAUCCACACCGGCUUGGCAUACAAUGAUCUCGGGGAGUGCUACCGUGAGGGUGGGGAUCCCAUCAGCGCGCAGAAGUAUCUUGAAAAGGCGCUGGAGAUUGAGCUGAGGACCGUUGGCGAAGCACACCCGGCGGUCGUCAACACGCUCUCCAACCUCGGCCUGGUGUACGGCAUCACGGGCGACAUUGAGCGGGCCAUCGAGUACCAGCAGCGCGCACUGCACUUGCAGAUUCGCCUCCUUGGGGAGCGCCACCCCCAGACGGCGGACGCGUACACACGCUUGGCAAACGCGCUCCUCACGGCUGGGCGCACCAUGGAGGCGGUGGACAUGCUGACAAAGGCGCGCAACGUCGCCAGCGACCUGCAUGGCGCCGAGCACCCGCGCACGCUGUACAUCACAGCCAACCUGGGGCAGGCCCUGAACCAGAUGGGCGACUACAAGAACGCGCUUGAGCUGCUGACUAAGGCCAAGGACGCGGCAACAAAAGGCGGCACGGGGGAUGGGGCCGUGGUUGGCGUCGCUGCUCCAAUCUUCGUCGCACUCGGGCAGGUGUACCAGGCCAAGGGCAACUACCCGGAGGCUGUCGAGGCGUACGCGCGUGCCCGCGAGCUGUGGGCGUCCAAGUUUGGGCCGGAGAGCGUGGUGACGCUGCAGGCGGUGGCGAGCCUGGCGCACGUCCACGCGGAAAUGAGGGACUUUGACGAGACAAUCAAGCUGUUCAACGUGGCACUGGAUGGCCUGCAGAAGCAGCAGAAGGAGGAGCAGGCGAAGCUGAUCAAGAAGCAGCAGCUGCACGUGCAGCAGCAGCUGAAGGAGCACGCCGGCAGUGCGGAGGCCGGCAUGGGCGCGGGCACGGGCGAUGCUGCCUCGCUCGGUGUUGGCGGCGGCGGUGUUGGGCGUGACGGCGAUAGCAGCGUGGCGAUGCACAUUGGCCAGACGUACGCGGCGCUGGCAGAGGCAUACGACGAGAAGGGCGACUACGCGGUUGCUGCCGACAUGGCUGAGAAGGCAAGCGCGAUGUUCAGGGAGGUGGUGGGCCCGACGAACAAGCAGACGCUGCGGGCGGAUGCGGGAAGGGCACUGGCGCUUUCGCAGCUGGACAGCGAGGAGGAGAAGCAGAAGGGGCUGGCGCUGGCAAAGGAGGUGGUGUCGGCGCUGGUGGCCACGUUUGGCGAGAACAACGCGGAGACAGCGGAGGCGUACUCGACGCUGGGGCGCGUGUACCGGCACCUGGGCGACAGCGCGCACGCCAUUGAGUGGUGCAAGAAGGCGGUGGAGCAGCGCAAGCAGCUGAUGGGCGGGGACAGCCCGCUGGUGCUGCCGCUGUACCACAUGCUUGGCAAGGCGUACGAGAGCGCGGGCGACUUGGAGGCGGCGCGAGGGCAGUACAUGCUGGCGCGCGGGAUUGCCGCGCUCAAGGUGGCGGAGCGGCACGUGCUCCGGCGCAAGCUGGAGGAAGAUCUCACGCGCGUGCGCCGGGCGCUUGGCGAGGACGUGGAGGAGGAGAAGGAGGAGGAGAAGGAGGAGGAGGCACACAAGGGACAAAGCAGGAAGGAGAAGAGGGAGGAGCACCGACGCGAACGGCGGCAGCACAAUGACGAGAAGAAGGAGCACAAGAGGGAGGAGAAGGAGAGGAAGAAGAGGGAGAAGCAUGAGGAGAAGGAAAGGAGAAAGGCAGAGAAGCAGCAGAAGAAGAAAGAGAAACACGAGAGGAAGCGAGGAGAAGAAGACACUCGGGGCCGCCACUCAAAGUCCUGCACCAUUGCUUGACUUGCUUGACUUGCUUGCUUGACUGUUGCCGUUACUUUGCUUGUGCUUGAGACUGUUUGUUACUUGAUGUGAGCUGUGUGGGUUGUGUCACCAUCGCCGCGUCUUUGCGUUGCAUUCAUCAAAAUCAAAAGCCGCAAGAAGCAAGCAAGACAGCUGCAACGAUGGU